CAAACACACAUUAGAAUAUUUUACAACUCUUGAAUGUUCUAAUCCGAGCUGAAAUGACCAUGUUUUAAUUGGUGGAAUGUUUUGAUCCUGUAGCGUUAUUAAUGGAACAGUUUGGAUCAGGAUAUAGAGGAUAUUUGUUCAUUUCAGUCAAUGCCAAUGGAAAGGGACUCUAAAAUGCAGAACUUUCGGGUCGUAGUCAUGGGGACGGCUGGCGUCGGGAAAAGUUCUAUUAUAAGCAAAUUCAUGCACGACAAAUUCACUGAAAGCCAUAAAGAAACUAUAGAGGAACUGCACAGACACCGGAUGCGGUUUGAAAGUGUGAGUGUUGAUAUCGACAUUCUGGACACGUCCGGCUCUCAUCAGUUCCCUGCGAUGAGAAAACUUGCAAUAGCUACAGGAGAUGCUUUCCUACUCGUGUUCUCUGGUAACGAUCCAGAAAGCUUUGAAACUGUUAAACAACUUCGAGAUGAAAUAAGAGAGCAGAAACAAAAGGGACAGUACUCGAUUGUUGUUGUCGCAAAUAAAACUGAUUUAAACAUUGAGGAAAAGCACUCACAUGCGGUGACCGAGUCGGUUGUAUGUAUGGACUGGGGAGAAAAGUUUGUAACUACAUCCGCGAAAACAGGUGACAAUAUUGAUAUUGUCUUUCAAGCCCUUGAACAUGAAAUUAGAGAAAGAAUUACGCUGGUAAAGAAACGUCUCUCUUUUUUCAAAAGGAUUUCAAUGCCAGUGAUGAGAAUAGCCAACUCGGAAACGGCAAGGACAGGACUUAUGAAGAUCAAAUCUCGAGCACAUUCGAUGGAAAAUUGA
Mya arenaria is the source of this 810-nucleotide messenger RNA. RefSeq names its product ras-related protein Rap-2a-like. Gene Ontology annotation, molecular function: GTPase activity; GTP binding. The transcript is spliced from 2 exons. The coding region runs from base 151 to 810 and encodes 219 amino acids. NCBI's taxonomy places the organism in Eukaryota, Metazoa, Mollusca, Bivalvia, Myida, Myidae. The record is from RefSeq and is a predicted model, not a curated record.